Messenger RNA from Callorhinchus milii (elephant shark), 1820 nucleotides. RefSeq names its product ubiquitin domain-containing protein TINCR-like. The transcript has 4 exons. The record is from RefSeq and is a predicted model, not a curated record. NCBI's taxonomy places the organism in Eukaryota, Metazoa, Chordata, Chondrichthyes, Chimaeriformes, Callorhinchidae. Gene Ontology annotation, molecular function: protein binding. Bases 87 to 455 code for a protein of 122 amino acids.
UAUUUUGCGUUUCCCAAUACUCUUGAAUCAGGAAAGCAGGAAUGUGUCCCUCUGGGAAGUGAGCUUUUAAAAACCUGGGAAUUUCCAUGUGUGAAGUGGCCAGUGUAGAUAAUGGAGCAAUGAUGAUGGGUUUCUACAGGUCGGACAGGAUUUGGUGUCCCGAGAAGGGGAAAAUGGCCCACAAGGUGCAGUUGGAAGAGAAGCUGCUGUCCCACUUUGAGAGGCACGAGAUCCAGGUGCAGUUGCCUGAAAGUGGGCAGACUGUGAAACUGAAGGUGAGGCCCAAUGACAACAUGAAGCACAUUCGAGUCCAUUUAGUGAAACAAGGAAUCACCUCCUGGAAGAUGGUCUUCACUUACAAAGGGAAACAACUGGGAGAAAACGAGACGCUGGAAGUAAAGAAGAUCAGAACUGGAUCAGUGCUGAUGCUGGUGAAGAAAGAUGUGUCCCCAUGAAACGGGAGGUGUGACGAAAAUCCCAUUCAAGCCCUGUGACCCAUCUGCGUGGGUGAUGGAGCCUCUAUCAGAGUGGCAGAGGGUGGCCGUGGGUGUGGAAGGCAAAUCGCUCUGAGGUGACUGUUCAAUGCAAUGAAGGCUGCGUCUAUUGAGCACCAACCAACCAAGCUGUCCCCUUCCAACAAAGGUUGCGGCAGCUAUCACUGGGCUCGGAGGAAGGGAGGAAGCAGCGCAACCUGAAAUGGGAACUUUUGUGACACGAGCGUCUGCUUGAGCUACAGCGCAGAGCACAUGACCCGGGAGACCCGCUUCGGGAACCAUCGGAUCAUUGUUCGUCCACCAGCUCGGGUGCAGAUCCCUGACUGUCCAGCACCUUGGGACGUCUUCCUGACGUGAAAGGCACUACACAAAUGUUGCUGUUGUGUGACCUGAAUCAUCAACAUAACGUGUACUGGCGAACAUUCCUACCCCCCCAAAAGAGUUCAGCUGAUUCCUCACUUCAUCGCUGUUUAUGGGACCCUGCUGAACGACUGCCUCAUUUGACCUAAAUAAUGUGGCAUUUUAAACACCGAUGUCUUAUUUAUUUUGUUCAUUCAAUUCAGUCUUUGGUUUAGGUCCCAUCUGACGUGGUGAUUAAGGCGUACAUUGAGGGAAAACUACUGCCAUAAUAAUAAUAAUAAUCCUUGCAUUUGAUGUAGAAACUUAUCACAUCAUUGAGAUGUCUCAAAGUGCUUCACAGAAUAUACUGUGGCAUGAAUUGACUGUAUAUUUUGUGGGCGAAAGAGAGUGAUGAAUUUUUCCUCCUGUUUCCUGGUUUGCCUUCCUUCCUCAUUCCAAAUUCAGGCCCCAGGUCCAAAUGAACUGACUACUCUCGUAGACGGCUACGCUUUGAGGAUGUAGUGGGUGCAAAUCAGCUCUCAGAUUUGCCUCCAGACCAGCUUUCAUUUAAUUUCUAACUCAUCAUGUUCUGUAAUGCGCUUCCUCUUAGGUGAAAGGCACUUUAAUGUGAAAUAAUCCUCGCAGAAUAACAGCUCCUGUUGCUUUUAAAAAAACAGCUGGCAUUUUGAUACAGCGCCCGUCGCAUCUGGAGGAAUUCUCGAAAUGUUUCAUAGCAUUUAAUGUGACGUGAGGUGACUGUGUGUAAUUUGUAGCGGACGAUGGAAGCCAAUUUGCACAUGGCAAUGUCCCAUAAACAACCUCAAAGUGAAUGAUCAUUUGUAUCAGGGGAAAACGUUAGCCAAGACUCCGGGAUAAACUUAGUCUUGAAGCGCUUCACGGGAUUUUACUGUGAAGUGUAAUGACUGUGAAUUUUGUAUGAGAUGGCUGUUUGAUUUCACCAGCAAAGUAAAGUCAAUCUGUGAAUCA